CGUCACUUCAACACAGUCCUGCUUCUUACUGUACUCUGUGCUCUUCGCUCUCUGACUCGCUCACUCAUGAGAGGGUGUGGAGACUUGAGUGCCAAGAGAUCUUUGAAUAGCAGAGCAAGGGGAGAGAAAUAAAAGGAACUGGCAGUACUAGCCAGCAGUCUUCCCAGACCAGAGAGGAGACGCAGAAAUAACCAUGCCUGAGGCCCCGGCAGCCAAAACGGAGAGCAAAGAUCAAUCCCUUCAAGAUGGAGAGUCAGAGGCUGAUGGGGAUGAAGGAGAUGCCACUGAGCUGACUGGGCUCUUUGUGGAGAGACCUCCGGAGAAUGUCACCGCCGUCGCAGGUUCGGACUUCACUUUAAUAGCGAAAGUUGAUUCAACCAGCCUGACAAGAAAACCUGCCAUGAAAUGGCUAAAGGGCAAGUGGAUGGACCUUGGCAGCAAGGCCGGAAAACACAUGCAGUUCAAAGAGUCGUAUGACAGAGAUACUAAGAUCUAUACCUACGAGAUGAAGAUCGUUAAAGUGAAGCCUGCCGACGCCGGAGGCUACCGGUGUGAAGUGACAGCAAAAGACAAGUGCGACAGCUGCACUUUUGAAAUCACCGUUGAGGCUGCCCAGCAGGAGCAACAGGCGGAUAUUUUAUCUGCUUUUAAGAGAGCUGAUGCUGGAGAGGAUGAGGGUGAACUGGAUUUCAGUGCUCUGCUCAAAGCUGCAAAGAAAAAGAAGAAGCAAGAAGAACCCGAAAUUGACGUGUGGGAGUUGCUUAAAAGUGCCCAUCCGAGCGAGUAUGAGAAAAUUGCGUUUAAGUAUGGCAUCACUGACCUCAGAGGCAUGUUGAAACGUCUGAAAAAGAUGAAUGUGGAGCCCAAACAUUGUGAGGCUUUCUUGAAGAGGCUGGAGUCAUGCUACACUGUGGACAAGGGCAAGAAGAUUGUCCUGAGGUGUGAAGUGGUUGAUCCUGAUAUCCAGGUCAAAUGGUUGAAGAAUGGCCAGGAGAUCAAACCCUCAGCAAAGUACGUCAUGGAGGCAAUUGGAAAUAUCAGAACUCUUACUAUCAAUAAAACAACCCUGGCUGAUGAUGCUGCAUAUGAGUGUGUGUUCGGCGAGGACAAGUGUUUCACGGAAGUGUUUGUCAAAGAGCCUCCUAUUACAAUCACUAAACUCAUGGAUGACUACCACGUGGUUGUGGGGGAGAGGGUAGAGUUUGAGAUCGAGGUGUCUGAAGAAGGCGCCCACGUCAUGUGGUUCUUUGAGGAUCAGGAGCUUCACAAAGACAAAGACUCCAAGUAUCGCUUCAAGAAGGAUGGAAAAAAGCACACACUUAUUAUAAUGGAGGCUACACUCGAUGACAUCGGAAUGUACCAUGCCUGGACAAAUGGGGGGCAUACCAAGGGAGAGCUGGAGGUUGAAGAAAAGGAAUUGGAGGUAUUACAGGACAUUGCAGAUCUGACCGUGAGGGCCACAGACCAGGCUGUAUUCAAGUGUGAAGUGUCGGAUGAAAAGGUCACAGGAAAGUGGUUCAAAGACGGUGUUGAGGUGCAGGCAAGCAACCGCAUUAAAAUGAGCCACAUCGGCAGAUUUCACAAGCUCACUAUUAAUGACGUUAAGCCAGAAGAUGCGGGAGACUACACAUUUGUCCCUGAUGGAUACGCUCUGUCUCUUUCAGCAAAACUCAACUUCUUGGAAAUUAAGAUCGACUACGUGCCUAGACAAGAGCCUCCGAAGAUUCACCUGGAUACCACUGGAAACAUGGUCUCUCAAAACACUAUAAUAGUGGUGGCGGGUAACAAGCUGCGUUUGGAUGUUGAGAUCUCCGGUGAACCACGUCCCACUGUUGUCUGGUCAAAAGGAGAUGUGCCAAUUAAAGAAUCCGAGGGUCGUGUAAGAGUUGAGACCAAGAAGGACCUGAGCUGCUUCAUCAUUGAGGGGGCGGAGAGAGAUGAUGAGGGCAACUACACCAUCAUUGUCAACAACCCUGCUGGAGAGGACAAGGCUGUGCUGUUUAUUAAGAUUGUGGAUGUCCCUGAUCCUCCUGAGAACGUCAAGUGCACAACAGUGGGCGAAGACUGUGCCACGAUGGUGUGGGAUGCUCCCCCGUUUGAUGGUGGUGCACCAAUCAAAGGUUAUCUCAUGGAGAGAAAGAAGAAAGGCUCAUCCAGAUGGACGAAGCUCAACUUUGACGUGUAUGAAUCAACGACAUAUGAGGCGAAAAGGAUGAUUGAAGGCAUUUUCUACGAGAUGAGAGUCUUUGCUGUCAACAGCAUCGGCCUGUCUCAGCCGAGUCUCACCUCCAAGCCCUUCAUGCCCGCAGCCCCAACCAGCGAGCCAACACGCCUGACGGUGCAUGAUGUGACAGACACCACCUGCAGCUUGAAAUGGCUCGCCCCAGAGAAGGUCGGAGCUGGAGGCCUGGACGGCUACGUGAUUGAAUAUUGCAAGGACGGAGACACUGAAUGGGUGCUGGCAAACCAGGAAUUAUGUGAGAGGCAGUGGUACGUUGUCCGUGGCCUCCCUGUUGGAGAAAAGAUCAACUUUAGGGUGGUGGCGGUGAACGUAGCUGGACGCAGCCCUCCUGCUACAUUGCAGCAGCCUGUCACCAUUCGUGAGAUCGUGGAACACCCAAAGAUCCGUCUUCCUCGGGAACUAAGAACCAAGUACGUCAGACACGUUGGUGACAAGAUCAACCUGACCAUUCCCUUCCAGGGUAAACCUCGCCCUGUUGCAACUUGGUUGAAGGAUGGUCAACCCGUUGAUCCCAAGGUGAUCAACGUCCGUAACUCUAACGUGGACAGCAUCCUGUUCAUCCGCUCAGCGGAGAGGGAGCACUCAGGAAAAUACGAGCUGCUCUUACAGAUUGAGAACUUGGAGGACAGGGCCACCAUUGACAUCAGGGUUAUUGAGAAACCGAUGCCUCCUGUGAACGUGAGGGUGACUGAGGUCUGGGGCUUCAAUGCAGCACUGGAGUGGAACCCUCCCACAGAUGAUGGCAACAGCGAGAUCACUGGAUACACCAUCCAGAAGGCAGACAUGAAAACCAAGGAAUGGUUCACCGUUUAUGAGCAUAACAAGAGGACACACUGCACAGCGUCAGAUUUGAUCAUGGGCAAUGAGUACAUGUUCCGUGUCUACAGUGAGAAUCUCUGUGGCCAGAGCGAGGAGCCACGUCAAAGCAAGAACACGGCUAAAAUUGCCAAGACCGGUCUGAUACAGAAGCAGACCAACUUCAAGGAGAAAGACAUGUGCUGCUCACCAAUGUUUACUCAGCCGCUCAUCGACAGAUCUGUAAUAGCUGGCUACAGCACUGCAAUCAGCUGCUCUGUCAAAGGACUUCCAAAGCCAAAGAUUGUAUGGAUGAAGAACAGAAUGAUCAUCGGAGAAGAUCCCAAGUAUUUGAUGCAGAACAACCAAGGAGUCUUGACUCUUAAGAUUCGUAAGCCAAGCACUUUCGAUGGAGGAAAGUACUCCUGCAUGGCUGUGAACGAGCUGGGCCAGGCUGAAGUGGAGUGCAAGCUGGACGUCCGAGGUAAGAAGGAGAUCAUGUUUAUGAAACAUAGUGCCUCUUAAUUACAGUAUAAUUUG
Messenger RNA from Cynoglossus semilaevis (tongue sole), 3577 nucleotides. RefSeq names its product myosin-binding protein C, fast-type-like. Gene Ontology annotation, cellular component: M band. NCBI's taxonomy places the organism in Eukaryota, Metazoa, Chordata, Actinopteri, Pleuronectiformes, Cynoglossidae. The record is from RefSeq and is a predicted model, not a curated record. Bases 194 to 3562 code for a protein of 1122 amino acids. The transcript is spliced from 29 exons. Gene Ontology annotation, molecular function: protein binding. Gene Ontology annotation, biological process: sarcomere organization.